CAGAUAAAUGUCGGUGAGCCUCGCGCUGGCCUCUGCUGAAGUCGGGGCUCUGUUUUUCCUCACAAACCCUGUUUGGCCGUGUAAGUGGAGCCUCUGCCCAAAGCUUCCAUACCCCUGCAGGGAGGCAGAGCUCCCGCCAGAGCAGGACCUGGGCCCAGCUGAGGGCAGGCGGCGGCAGCGAGGGCGGUCUGUCCCGGGAGAGGCAGGAGGCAAAAGGAGCUUGUUCCACUCCCACCAGAGAAGGCGACCCUUGAGAGCGGGAGAAGCCUUCAGGUUGAAAGAGGCGGCGAGGGCCCGCCGCUCCCACGCAGGCCGGCAGCCCUCCCGUCCGCCCGCCGCCGUGUACGGCUCAGCCCGGUAGCUGUGCGACCCGACCGCGCACCGCCGCCAUCUUGCGGCUGGUCCCUCGCCGCGCCGCCGCUGCCGCCGCUGCCCCCACGGGCCCGGCCUCCGGAGCACGGCGAGAGCCGCGGCGCAAGCCCCGGGCCGGAGACCCAGGCCCAGCCCCGGCGCCUGCAGAGUCGGCCGCGAGGGCUGGGCUGGCGGGGAGGGGCGGGCCGAGACGGGCCAGCCCUCCCCUCCCCGCCUCGGUACCGGCAGUCUCGGCCCUGGACAGGUUCUCACUUCGGCAGCGCACGGAUCCCUUCUGUACGUGCCCUUGUGCGGAGGCGCCUGCCAAAAGCUGAGUAGAUGAGAUCAUUUCAUGCUCUUUUUUUGGAAGAGGUAGUCAACGAAAAUGGAUAGCUAUUCAGACUUCUAUGCAGAGAACUUCUCAUCUUCAGCCAAUAUGUCUAUUUCUUUACCUGGACAAGCUGGAUUCAAUACCACCAGUGGUACUCCUUCUAUGUCAAUAAGCAGGCUUUUCCCAGCCCUCUUAGAAUGUUUUGGAAUAAUUCUUUGUGGCUAUGUAGCUGGAAGAGCCAAUAUUAUCACGUCAACUCAGGCCAAAGGACUGGGAAAUUUUGUGUCCCGUUUUGCACUCCCAGCCCUACUGUUCAAAAAUAUGGUGGUACUUAACUUUUCUAAUGUGAAUUGGUCCUUCCUGUACAGUAUUUUAAUUGCCAAAGCUGCUGUGUUUUUCUUAGUCUGCAUUUUAACGUUGUUGGUUGCCAGUCCUGAGAAUCGAUUUGGCAAAGCAGGUUUGUUCCCUAUUUUUGCUACACAAAGCAAUGACUUUGCAUUGGGAUAUCCAAUCGUUGAAGCUUUGUAUCAAACCACUUACCCAGAAUAUCUCCAGUACAUUUACCUAGUGGCUCCAAUAUCUCUUAUGAUGCUAAACCCUCUGGGGUUUAUCUUCUGUGAAAUCCAGAAGUGGAAGGAUAAUCGCACUGUCUCACAGAGCAAAAUCAAAAUAGUGGGCCUAGCACUCCUUCGAGUUUUGCAGAACCCAAUUGUAUUCAUGGUCUUCAUAGGAAUUGCCUCAAACUUUAUUCUUGGCCAGAAAAUUCCUGAAUACCUUGAAAACUUCCUCGAUGGACUGGGCAGUUCAUUUUCUGGCUCUGCACUUUUUUAUCUUGGACUAACUAUGGUGGGACAAACAAAAAAACUGACAAAGGGUAUGUUUGUUGCACUGAUCCUUCUCAUCACAGCUAAACUACUUAUGAUGCCAUUUCUCUGUAGAGAGAUGGUGGAACUCUUAGACAAGAGUGACAGCGUAGUCAACCACACCAGUUUAUCCAACUAUGCAUUUCUUUAUGGAGUUUUUCCAGCAGCACCUGGUGUCGCAAUAUUUGCAAGUCAAUUUAAUAUGGAAGUAGGAAUUAUUACCUCAGGCAUGGUUAUAAGCACUUUUGUGUCUGCACCUAUUAUGUACGUUUCUGCAUGGCUGUUGACCAUUCCCUCUAUGGACCCCAACCCCCUUGCGUCUGCACUUCAGAAUGUUAGCUUUGACAUAAGUAUUGUCAGCCUCAUUUCUCUGAUCUGGUCUCUUAUUGUUGUUGUUCUGAGUAAGAAAUACAAACAGCUUCCUCAUAUGAUUACAACAAAUCUACUUGUUGCUCAGUUUAUUGCCUGCAUUGGAAUGGUGGUAUGGAAUUUCAUUAUUAAAGAGAAAGACAUCACCAUGCAAAUCCUAGUAUUUAUAUUCCUCUACAGCUCUCUUUACAGCACCUACCUGUGGACAGGUUUUCUGUCUUUCUCUUUGUUUCUGUUGAGGAAGAGAGAAACAGUAAAGAUUCCGAUUGGGUUAAUUAUCAUAGCUGGAUGGGGAGUCCCAACACUUCUGGUGGGAAUCUUACUUAUUGUUGGUGAACGUAACAGUACUAGCAUUGACUCUGCCUUUUUCUAUGGAAAACAUCAGAUAAUUACCACAGCAGUGAUCCUGUUCAUCAGUAUAUUGAUGUCAGGUAUCUCACUUAUGUGCAUGAACAGAAAUAGGCAAGAGUCAACCUAUGAAGUAUUGAACCCAUAUUCACCACGAAGCCAAGUGGAGAAUGUUGAAGUGGAAAAAAGUGAGGGGAAUCAAGUUUCAGAGAAUGUGCCUCGGCCUUCUGCAGGAUCUUCAGCACAGCCUUCUCCAGGAUCUUCUGUGCAGCCAUCUGCAGAAAGAGGUUGCUGUCCCUGUCAAACAAUAAAUGAUGAAUUAUCCUGUGCUAGAGAGAGCAAAGUGGUGUCAAACACUGUUGAAAGCAAAGUUCCUCCAAUUGAGACAGCUGAUCAGUGUGUGAGUCGUUGCAGUGCUCAAACCUGUGUGUUGGCUCAGGAAGAACAACUUCUGCAGACCGGAGACAAACAGCUGGCCAGACAUGUGCUGCUGUGCUUACUUCUUAUUGUUGGCCUGUUUGCUAAUCUUUCCAGUUGUUUGUGGUGGCUGUUCAACCAAGAGCCUGGAAGGCUAUAUGUGGAAUUGCAGUUCUUCUGUGCUGUGUUUAAUUUUGGUCAGGGUUUCAUUUGCUUUGGUAUUUUUGGCUUAGAUAAGCAUUUAAUCAUUCUGCCAUUCAAGCGAAGACUUGAAUUUUUCUGGGGAGGAAGAGAAACAGCAGGGCACACAGAUCCCUCUGUACCUGAGGAAAUCAGGAUGACCUGUCAACAGUUUGUUCGUUAUCACAGAGAUCACUGUGUCAAAAGUAUUGUCAGAGGCAGAAGGUGUGGUGCAAAGAUCUCCACUGGCAUCUUCUUUGGCUGUGACCUGGUGAACUGGCUUAUGCAAGUUGGCCUUGCCUCUGACCGUGGUGAAGCUGUGAUGUAUGGGGACAGACUGAUGAAAGGAGGCGUCGUCCAGCAUAUUACAAAUGAAUUUGAAUUUCGGGAUGAAUAUUUGUAUUACCGCUUUAUUCCCAAGAGAUCAGCUGCAGCUGAGAGCCAUUGACUUGAGGAUAUAGGCAGUUAGGAGUGAGCAUGACCACCUCCUCUGCUUUCACCAGAGAGAUUGAAAGUAUUUCUUUCUCGGAGCUCUCAGAGGACUGUGUUAUUCUCGUAAAAUGAAGAGAUGUAGUUCUACUUGUGUCUGUUCUGAAGGAAUUGGUAGCAAGCGGUAUUUAGUGAGUGUUCCAACCAGAAUGCAACUACAACAAAACAAGAUGCUCUGGAUUUAGAGCAGUUUUUCCAUUUUGAGCAAAACAAAUAGUAAAAUGAUAUGUGUCACUGUCAUAUUAUAAAGGCAUUAUAACAGCAGCUUCAGUGACUAGUGCCACAGUGGAAAAAAACCCAAACCAAAACAUGAAUGAGAGAUAUUUCUCAUGUUACUGGAUGUUUUCCAUAUUUUAGUGUGAUGAAAUAUUGAUUCCUGUUUACAGUCAGACUUCCCUCUGACUUCAUAGGAAUAGGAAUUCUUGUAUCAAAUCCCAGUUUUUAUUACUCUUGUCUAACACUAGGAACUUUUCCUAGCUGUUUAUAUGUCAGAUCAGGUGGGUCGCUUCUCCAUUAAAGAUAAAAUCCACCAUUUGAAAAAGUAGAAUUGUUAUGAAUAUGAUUCUGGUGUCUGAGGAUUAAAGCCGAGGAAAUACUGAGUGGAAUAUGUACAGAUUUUGUACAAACUUACCAAACCUUGAAAACAUCUACAAAUACCCACCACUCCACCAAAUUAGGAAUGGUAUAAUGGAAUAUCGUAUAAACAAUUGGUUCUGAAGUUUUGCCUUAUGGUGGUAGAAACAGCUUUGUCAAGAGUAGAUUUUUUUUUCUUUACCCUCUGAAAUUAGCUUUUCUAUUUUAAUUCAGAAGUGCCAGCCUCAAAUAAAGAUGGAAGACUUGAAUACUUGUGCAAGUCAAGAUGAAAAAUUUUAUCAAAUCAUAAAAUCUUUUCAAUAAAAUACAACUGCUUUUAAAUCUAUUUUAUAAAGAGUCCUAAUUGAACAUCCAAGUUAGGGUUUAGAGUAGCUACAGAGACUAAAACUUUAGUAUUAAUUGCCUAAUACAGGUUUCUAAUAAACCUCAGGUGUCCUCCUGUGAUGUUUAAGUAGUUACUGUAGUGUCAUUCAGAUUCCUGUGCACCGAGAAUCUGUGUGUCUUCUGCAGUAUUCCAAAAAGGUUAAAGACAAACUCUAGUAGCCGAUAGCCAUUAUGCUGUCCUUUUAAAACUGCAAGUUUUAUAUGGACACUGCAUUUCUGUGUCCAUAUAUAAAUUUUAUAUAGUGAGGGAAAGGAACCUAGGAAUUAAAAAAAAAUUUUGCUCAAGCAUCUGAAAACCUUGUCAUCCCUUUUUAAAAAGUCUUUCUUUUUCCUUUUUUUUCUAGUACAGAUUUUUGUUACAGGUACUUAUGCAUCUACUUUGUGUUAAGAACUAAAAGUAAUUUUAACAGCAUAAACUCCUGUUCAAGAAACAGUUGUUUUAUGGGAGCUAUAACUCCAUGCAAGAUUUGUAUUGAAAAAAACCCCUUGUUUUACUGUCAGUCUUAUUGAACUUUUGCGAUGUGCACAAAAACAUAACUGCAUCCUAAUGCACAGGUGUGCUAUACAAACUGACAUGUUGUAUUGUUCUCCAGCAACAAAAUCAUUGACAUUUGUAUCAAAAAGGCAAACAAUGGCAUGUUGCUAUUACAACUACUGGAGAUUGCUAUGUCAAAUAUUUUAGAAUAAUUAAGUAUAUAUGACUUAAGAGCAGAAGCUACGAGUGUGUCUGGCUUCUAAAUACUGUAACUUGUCAAUAAAUCUGUUACUUGA
Colius striatus (speckled mousebird) is the source of this 5097-nucleotide messenger RNA. RefSeq names its product G protein-coupled receptor 155 (gene GPR155). Bases 737 to 3307 code for a protein of 856 amino acids. The transcript has 16 exons. The record is from RefSeq and is a predicted model, not a curated record. NCBI's taxonomy places the organism in Eukaryota, Metazoa, Chordata, Aves, Coliiformes, Coliidae. Gene Ontology annotation, cellular component: membrane. Gene Ontology annotation, biological process: intracellular signal transduction; transmembrane transport.